AUGGCGAGUGCGAAAGCUACUGAAGGAAAUCAGAAAGUUGAAGUUCCAUCAGAUAAAACUGCUGUGACUAAGAUCAGAGUUUCUAAUGGACAUUCCCCAGAACAAAAAGCUCCGGUUUCAGCUAGUGCAAAACCAACUGAUUCUCCGGUGUCAGAUGGAUAUCCCGCGCUUAAGGUUAAACCAGCUACUCCGGAUGGACAGCACAAGAAGUCCGUUAGUGAUGUUCCUCGAAAGUCAUUUGAUAAUUCUUCUCCUGCAGCUGCAAGUGAUGCACCAGUACAAGCUGGAUCUGUCAAGGAUGCUGUGUCGAAGUUUGGGGGAAUCACAGACUGGAAAGCUCACAGAGUCCGUUCUAUGGAGAGACAAAAGACUAUAGAAAAAGAACUUGAGAAAGUGCAGGAGGAGAUACCUGUUCUUAAGAAAGAGGCCGAAACAGCUGAAGAAUCGAAGAACCAAGUACUAAAGGAGCUGGAUAGCACAAAGAGACUUGUAGAAGAAUUUAAGCUCAACCUAGAGAGAGCAGAAAAGCAAGAGCAGCAAGCAAAACAGGACUCUGAACUUGAGCAACUCAAAGUGGAGGAGUUGGAGCAAGGGAUUGCUGCCGAGGCUAGUGUUGCAGCCAAGAAAGAACUUGAGGUCGCCAAGGCUAGGCAUUUAGCUGCUGCAUCAGAUUUAGAAUCUUUGAAAAAAGAGUUGGAGAAACUACGCAAGGAUUAUGAUUCACUGACGGAAGAGAAAAAUGAAGCUGUAAUGCAGGCCGAGAAGGCCGUUUCAGCUUCUAAGGAAGUUGAGAAGACCAUAGAAAAUCUGACUGUUGAGCUGAUGACAACAAAAGAAUCCUUGGAGUCUGCACAUGCUGCUCAUUUAGAGGCGGAGGAACUUAAAACCGGAGCAGCCAAGGAACUAGAAGAGGAUGUUCAGAGCCACGAUAAGGAGUUGAAGCAAGCAGAAGAGGAUCUGCAGAAACUAAACCACAAGAUCUUGGCGGCAAAGGAUGUUAAGUCAAGAUUAGAUACUGCAUCAGCUUCGUUACAGGACAUAAAAGCUGAAUUUGCUGCAUAUAUUGAAUCAAAACAAAAUCCGAAGCGUGAGGGACAUGACAAGAACAUUGAUGGUGGCAUACACGCAGCAAUUGCUUCAGCCCAAAUGAAUCUCGACGAAGUAAAGCUCUACAAGGGAAAAGCAACCAAUGAAGUAAAUCAGUUAAGAGCAGCUGCUAAGUCAUUGAAGUCAAAUUUAGAAAGUGAAAAAUCAGAACUAGAAACUGUUAAGCAGAGAGAGAAAACGGCCUCGGAGACAGUUGCUUCUAUCGAUGCUGAGCUUGAAAGGACCGAGAAAGAGAUAUCUCUUCUUAAGGUAAAGGAGAAAGAAGCCAGAGAGGGGACGGUUGAGAUACCGAAGAAAUUACCAAAAGCGGCUGAAGAGGCAGAUCAAGCGAAAGCACUUGCUAAAGUUGCUAACGAAGAGCUCGAGAAGGCAAAGGAGGAAGGUAAUCAAUUAAAGGCAAGAAUUAAUACCACAGAGGACAGACUUCAUGCAGUUAAAAAGGAGAUAGAGGCUACAAGGGCAGCAGAGAAUCUGGCUCUGAAAGCAAUCAAAGCACUAGAAGCAGCACUACAAGCACCUAGUGAUGAGGAUAUACCAGAUGCCAUUACACUUUCCUUGACAGAGUACUACAACCUUAAUAAGCAGGCCCAUGACGCAGAGGCACGAGGAAACGACAAAGUGACUGAAACUCUCUCCCUUAUCGAGGCAGCGAAGGAAUCAGAGGCAAGAACCUUGAGAAAGUUAGAGAAACUUUCUUCUGAGUUGGCCACUCAGAAGGAAGGACUGGAAACAGCAAGGAAGAAAGCCGAAAAGGCCAAGGAGGGGAAAUCAAGUGUAGAAGAGGAGUUGAGGAAGUUGAAGGGUGAGAAAGAACCACCAAAAACUGAGCCAGCACAAGACUCGAGCAACACUAAUGCUGAAGCACCUGAAGGAAAAAAGAAGAAAAAGAAAUCGAUAAUCCCAAAGAUUUUCAUGUUCAUGGGCAAAAAGAAGUUCCAUUCUCUUACCCAUUCCAAAGGACAUUGACCUUCUGCCAACACUUUGAGUUAGUGUUGCUGCAGCCGAGUGAACGCCCUCACUACGUGAACAAUGCAGUCUGAUCUUGUAUAUAAAGGCCAUUGCUCUUGUUCUUCGAUGAUAAUCAACUUGUCUGGCUGAAGCUGUGGAAGGGGGACUGUAAGAAGUAAGAAACAGUGCAUAAGACCGUAGUAUUUACCAAGUUAUAGGUACUUUCAAAGAUAUAUGUUAGUCAUUUGUAAUGUAUGCUUCUGCUAAUUCUACUUUGCAAUUUUUACUCCAACUAGUGUUAAUCCGACUUCUUGUAGAAUUAUAACUGGA
Molecule: messenger RNA, 2385 nt
Organism: Daucus carota subsp. sativus
Lineage: Eukaryota; Viridiplantae; Streptophyta; Magnoliopsida; Apiales; Apiaceae
Product: protein WEAK CHLOROPLAST MOVEMENT UNDER BLUE LIGHT 1
Exons: 2
Coding region: 1-2073 (690 amino acids)
Biological process (GO): chloroplast accumulation movement; chloroplast avoidance movement
Cellular component (GO): cytosol
Source: RefSeq, a predicted model, not a curated record